This is a messenger RNA of Anguilla rostrata (American eel), 1828 nucleotides long. It is a transcript of the gene lfng, whose product is annotated as LFNG O-fucosylpeptide 3-beta-N-acetylglucosaminyltransferase. Gene Ontology annotation, biological process: regulation of Notch signaling pathway; pattern specification process. Bases 144 to 1298 code for a protein of 384 amino acids. The transcript is spliced from 8 exons. Lineage: Eukaryota; Metazoa; Chordata; Actinopteri; Anguilliformes; Anguillidae. Gene Ontology annotation, cellular component: Golgi membrane. The record is from RefSeq and is a predicted model, not a curated record. Gene Ontology annotation, molecular function: O-fucosylpeptide 3-beta-N-acetylglucosaminyltransferase activity.
CAGCAUAUUGUAAAUGUUACAUGGUGCUGUCACCGAACAGUCCAUUACCGGGACAGGCAGUCACCACAGCUUCAAAGAAGAAAACCACUGUGAAAUGACUGUUUAAUAAACUCUAUGCAAUUCUGAAUCCACUUCAACUAAAAAUGUUGAAAAGCUGCGGGAGGAAAUUGGUGAUUUCGGUAGCAGGAGCUACCUUCACCUGCCUUGUGGUACUCUUGGUUGCAACCCAGCACCAAGUAAUCCAGGUGGCUGAGGUACAGAUUGAGAGCGAUGUCGGGAUGCGUUCGCUGCAGAGUCUGGAUAGCACGGGGACAAAUGCUGACGACCAGAGUUCGUCAGAGAGCCAGUCGCAGGACAAUUCAAAGUCGACGAACAGGAAAGGAUUCUCCGCUUAUUUCUCAAAGUUAACUCGGGACAGGAGAGACUUAGAGAAACCCGCGUCGCAAGCCGGGUCUGCAUCUGAGGCGCCCCCAUCCGAGGACAUUAACCCCAAUGACAUCUUCAUCGCUGUUAAGACAACAAAGAAGUUCCACCAGUCCAGGCUGGACCUUCUUCUCGAUACCUGGAUCUCAAGAAACAUGCAGCAGACGUACGUCUUCACAGACGGGGAUGACGAAGAGCUGAAGAAGAAACUUGGGAGCCACGCCGUCAACACCAACUGCUCGGCCGCCCACAGCCGCCAGGCCCUGUCCUGCAAGAUGGCGGUGGAGUACGACAAGUUCAUCGAGUCGGGGAAAAAGUGGUUCUGCCACGUGGACGACGACAACUACGUGAACGUGCGGACCCUGGUGAAGCUGCUGUCCCGCUACCCGCACACUCAGGACGUGUACAUCGGCAAGCCCAGCCUGGACCGGCCCAUCGAGGCCACCGAGAGGCUCGGGGACAACAAAAUGAGGCCUGUGAAUUUCUGGUUCGCCACCGGAGGGGCGGGGUUCUGCGUGAGCCGCGGCCUGGCUCUGAAGAUGAGCCCCUGGGCCAGCGGCGGUCACUUCAUGAACACGGCGGAGAAGAUCCGGCUGCCGGACGACUGCACCGUCGGCUACAUCAUCGAGUCCGUCCUGGGGGUGCGCCUGACCCGCAGUGGCCUGUUCCACUCCCACCUGGAGAACCUGCAGCAGGUGUCCAAGUCUGAGCUGCACAAACAGGUCACGCUGAGCUACGGAAUGUUCGAGAACAAGAGGAACAUCAUCAACCUGAAGGGGGCUUUCUCAGUGGAAGAGGACCCAUCCAGGUUCAAGUCCGUGCACUGCUUGCUGUACCCGGACACCCCCUGGUGUCCCCUCCAGGUCAGCCCUUAGCGGCGACCCCCCCCCACCUCAGUGGAAUCCUCGUCCCACGCUUUGCCUCGGUAUCUGAAAUGGCUCGUGGGACCAUCGUGUCGUAUUUGGGUCCGGGGAAGGGGCCCCCGCCGUGUUUUUGCCGCGGCGGUGCGCCCCCACCCCCCCCCGGCCCGGGUCGGUUUUUUGAAAUGGGGCUGCUGUGCGGCCCCCCCCGUUUCGGUUUACAGACUUUGCCCUUUUCCCCUCCGCUGGAGCUCCCAGCCCCUCACUCCCCCCCCUCCCCCUCUGGUCCAGAGAGACGGGAGAGUGGGCGGAGAGUCCGGCAGAAGGGGGCGGGCUUUUAGCAUCGCGCUGUACAGGCUUAAUGUUGUAAAUGUCGCUUGUGAUGUGUUUCGCAAUUCUCACAGAAUGUGUAUUCGUCUGUGCCUUUUUCUAGGCCUUCUUGCCAGCUUUGUCACGCUUUUUAAAAACCGUUUCAUUUCGAGCGCUUGAGGAAUUACCGUCCUCAACUUUUUGUAAUUGAUUUUUUUAAAGCCAUGUAGGACCAU